CAGUAAGUUGGUGUUAACAUCGGGAACUGCGCGCUUUUUUUUUCAGCCCUUUCCACUUAUGAAGCGUUUCUUUCAAAGUGAGCGAGGCGACAAGCCGCGGGAAUAGGUUGACUCCUUCGUGCAGCUGAAAGUCAGUCACAUGGUGAACGGAUGGAGCAGCGCUGAAAAGCUUCAUCAGAGAAAGGAGAGGUUUUAACCAGGCACACACACAAUCCACCUGCUGACUCAAGGGAUUCUCCUCAGGAUGCCUCACAAGAGCAAAAAGGAAUCCGGCAAAUCUGGAAGGUCCAAGAAAUCUGGAGGUAAAAAUGGGCCUGCUGAUGACAAGGAAAGCUCCGGUAAGAAAGUGCCCCCUGCCACCCAGCUGCUAAGGGUGAAGCAGCCGGGGCCACACUCGGCUGUGAAGAGGGAGAAGAGGUUCAGCACUUCAUCCUUCCCGCUCAGUGCUAACAGAGAGCUGCAGAAACUACAUGCUUUUGCAGAGCAGUACGAUUUCAGCCAAUCGGCUGCCUCCUCGGCCGCUUACAUCACUAACUAG
This is a messenger RNA of Austrofundulus limnaeus, 538 nucleotides long. RefSeq names its product serine/threonine-protein phosphatase 2A 56 kDa regulatory subunit delta isoform. The record is from RefSeq and is a predicted model, not a curated record. Lineage: Eukaryota; Metazoa; Chordata; Actinopteri; Cyprinodontiformes; Rivulidae. Bases 245 to 538 code for a protein of 97 amino acids. The transcript has 4 exons.